Apis dorsata (giant honeybee) is the source of this 2351-nucleotide messenger RNA. RefSeq names its product serine/threonine-protein phosphatase 2A 65 kDa regulatory subunit A alpha isoform (gene Pp2A-29B). Lineage: Eukaryota; Metazoa; Arthropoda; Insecta; Hymenoptera; Apidae. Gene Ontology annotation, cellular component: protein phosphatase type 2A complex; cytoplasm. Bases 89 to 1861 code for a protein of 590 amino acids. The transcript is spliced from 10 exons. Gene Ontology annotation, biological process: protein dephosphorylation. The record is from RefSeq and is a predicted model, not a curated record. Gene Ontology annotation, molecular function: protein phosphatase regulator activity; protein binding.
UAAUAGUAAUAACCAUCAGAUGGCGCAGUAAUUUAAACACUACUUGAAUACACGGGAGUUUCCAAGCUCUGGUGUGAUCGGCAGCAAAAUGGCAGCGAGCGACUCUACCACGGACGACAGCCUUUAUCCGAUCGCUGUUUUGAUCGAUGAACUAAAAAACGAGGAUGUACAGUUACGGCUGAACUCAAUAAAGAAAUUAUCUACGAUUGCUCUUGCAUUGGGUAUUGAACGAACACGUAGUGAAUUGAUACCAUUUUUAACUGAAUCUAUGUAUGAUGAAGAUGAGGUUCUAUUAGCAUUGGCAGAACAACUCGGACAGUUUACUCCUCUUGUAGGAGGUCCAGAAUACGUACAUUGUUUACUGAAACCUCUAGAGAGUUUGGCAACAGUUGAAGAAACUGUAGUUCGAGAUAAAGCAGUGGAGUCUUUAAGAACUAUUGCUGCUCAACAUAGCUCAACAGAUUUGGAAGAACAAUUUGUUCCUUUGAUACAUCGUUUAGCAACAGGAGAUUGGUUUACAUCAAGAACAUCAGCAUGUGGUUUAUUUAGUGUUUGUUAUCCACGUGUUAGUCCAACAGUUAAAGCAUGUUUACGGAAUCAUUUUCGUAACUUAUGUCAAGAUGAUACUCCAAUGGCACGUAGAUCUGCUGCCUCACAUUUAGGUGAAUUUGCAAAGGUUAUGGAAAUUGAAUAUGUAAAAGCAGAUUUAAUUCCAAUGUUUGUCAUCUUAGCUCAAGAUGAACAAGAUUCAGUACGUCUCUUGGCAAUUGAAGCUUGUGUCAGUAUUGCAGCAUUGUUACCACAAGAAGAUGUAGAACAAUUAGUUAUGCCCACUCUUAGACAAUGUGCAAGCGAUCAAUCAUGGCGUGUACGUUAUAUGGUGGCAGAUAAAUUCACAGAUCUUCAGAAAGCUGUAGGUCCAGAAAUUACGAAAACAGAUCUUGUACCAGCAUUUCAAGUACUAUUAAAAGAUAUAGAAGCUGAAGUACGAGCAGCAGCAGCUGAUAAAGUUCGUGACUUUUGUCAAAAUCUUGACAAAUUUAAUCAAGAGUCUAUUAUUAUGACACAAAUAUUACCAAUAGUUAAAGAACUUGUAUCAGAUCCAAAUCAGCAUGUAAAAUCAGCUUUAGCAAGUGUUAUAAUGGGUCUUAGUCCAAUAUUGGGAAAACAUAAUACAAUUGAACAUUUAUUACCAUUAUUUUUAUCACAACUCAGAGAUGAAUGUUCAGAAGUUCGUCUAAAUAUUAUCAGUAAUUUAGAAUGCGUUAAUGAAGUUAUUGGUAUACAACAACUUUCACAAUCUUUAUUACCAGCUAUUGUAGAAUUAGCCGAAGAUUCAAAAUGGCGUGUAAGAUAUGCCAUCAUAGAAUAUAUGCCAUUACUAGCUGGACAACUUGGAGUUGAAUUCUUUGAUGAAAAAUUAAAUUCUUUAUGUAUGACUUGGUUAGUAGAUCAUGUUUAUGCUAUCAGAGAAGCAGCAACGUUAAAUUUAAAAAAAUUGGUAGAAAAAUUUGGUCCUGAAUGGGCACAAAAUACUGUAAUACCUAAAGUCUUAGCAAUGUCAAGGGAUCAAAAUUAUCUUCACAGAAUGACAUGUCUAUUUUGUAUCAAUGUAUUAGCAGAAGUAUGUGGUCCAGAAAUAACAACAAGGGUAAUGCUUCCAACAGUCUUAGGAAUGGCCACGGAUAAUGUUGCUAAUGUACGAUUUAAUGUUGCUAAAACCCUUCAAAAAAUUGGACCUUAUCUCGAGCCUUGUGCAGUACAAGCUCAAGUAAAACCUGUCUUGGAUAAACUUAAUACCGACAGCGACGUGGACGUAAAAUAUUUUGCUUCAGAAGCAAUUGCAGGCAUCGCAGCGUAGGUUGAACAAAAGAAACUGCAUUUAAGAUUUAUCCACCAUUAUACAGAACCUCAAUCUCAAAAAGUAAUCUGACGCAAACAUUUACACUUACACAUGGCAACAGGUAAUAUUAUUGCACAGUCAGAGCAGAUCUAAUGUUGAAAAAAAAUAUAAAUGUAAAAUUCGUAGUUCACAUAUUAAACGAUAUUUUAAGUUCUGUUGUAUCUGUAUAUCUAUAAUUAUAUUACAUAUUAUUAAAUAUUCAAUUCAAUUGGUAAAAUGUAUUUCUUAUACGUACCUAAAUAAUUAUCUAGAGAAUGAUAUAGUAAUAAUAAUAAAAAGUACUCAGAAUCAUUCCUAAAAUCAGAAAAUUUCAUUAUAAUCUGCUCUUCCAUAUUCAUUGAUCAAAAAUUUACUUUAUCUUUUAAUAAUCAGUAUUUUAGUUUGGUACAUAACAUUGUUAAGUAUUGUCUUUGUAAACAACAAUAAAAUUAACAAUGAAUAAUGUAAU